This is a messenger RNA of Lingula anatina, 7727 nucleotides long. Its product is annotated as fatty acid synthase. NCBI's taxonomy places the organism in Eukaryota, Metazoa, Brachiopoda, Lingulata, Lingulida, Lingulidae. The record is from RefSeq and is a predicted model, not a curated record. Gene Ontology annotation, biological process: fatty acid biosynthetic process. Gene Ontology annotation, molecular function: oxidoreductase activity; 3-oxoacyl-[acyl-carrier-protein] synthase activity; fatty acid synthase activity.
UGCCUUCGCGCUUUGCGCUUCUACGAAUAGACAGUCUCUGAGACAAAAGCAAUGAAGGGAGAGCUUGAUGCUUUUCUAUUUCCACGUACUGAUUCCAUUUUUCAUAAAGUAAAUUACCAAUAUUAACGUUUUUCAGUCUUCUUUCGACUUGCUUUCUCACUGCAGAAACAUGGGCAAUGGCGGCAACCUAAUAGACCCAUUGCAUGACUAAAAUGGUAUGGGAAGAACUUUGCAUGUGACAUAUUUAUCAUAAAUGAUAUGACUGGACAUACAUGUACGUAUAUUACCCAUAUAAGGUGUCUUUACAAUUAAGGACCUUUAGAGGAGAUCGUCAUUUAGAAAAAAUAUGGAGACACGGGAUGACAUUGUCAUCAGCGGCCUCUCCUGCAGGUUACCAGAAUCUGAAAAUGUUCAGGAAUUUCGAGAACACUUAUUAAAUGGAGAUGACAUGGUCACAGAAGAUGACAGGCGCUGGGAGCCAGGGCUGCACGGUUUACCAAGACGAAACGGUAAACUGAAGGAGCUCAGGAAAUUUGACAGCACCUUCUUUGGUUUGAAUCCCAAGCAGGCCAAUGUCAUGGAUCCUCAAUUAAGAAUACUUCUGGAAGUGACGUACGAGGCUCUUGUAGAUGCAGGCAUUAACAUUUCCCAAGCUAAAGGCAGCAGGAUAGGCGUCUUUGUUGGUUCAGCUGGCUCUGAUGCUAUGGAGGCGUGGUCUUCUGAUCCUGAAACUCUGAUUGGUUACAGUAUGACAGGCUGUCAGCCGGCAAUGCUUGCAAAUCGACUGACUUUUUACUUUGAUUUUAAUGGUCCAAGUAUGGUCAUAGAUACAGCCUGCUCAUCGAGCAUUGUCGCCAUGAAUCAAGCUAUAAUGGCUAUUCAGUCUGGCCAAUGUGAAUCUGCCAUAGUGGCAGGUUCACAUAUAUGUCUAAAGCCUUGUACCUCACUACAGUUCCAGAAACUAGAAAUGCUAUCUCCUGAAGGUGCCUGCAAAUCGUUUGAUGCGUCAGGCAAUGGAUAUUGCCGUAGUGAGGGCAUUGUGGCUGUUUACCUACAAAAAGCUCCUGCAGCAAAACGCAUAUACUGUAAGAUUCUAAACUCAAAGACUAAUGCAGAUGGAAGGAAAGAAAAAGGAAUCACAUUCCCAUCAGGAGAAAUGCAAAAGGCUUUGUUGACUGAAACCUAUGCAGAGGCCAAAUUGAGCCCUUCAGAAGUUUCUUAUGUGGAAUGUCAUGGCACUGGAACUCGAGCAGGAGACAGACAGGAAGUCAACGCAGUAACUGAGGUCUUCUGUCAAGAGAGAAGUGAGCCCUUGCUGAUUGGAUCUGUCAAAUCCAACAUGGGACAUUCCGAAGCUACUUCUGGAUUGGCAGCCCUCGCAAAAAUCAUCAUAUUCAUGAAAGAUGGUGUUAUUCCACCAAAUCUACACUACUCAGUGCCUAACCCAGAUAUUCCAGGAUUAUCGGAUGGAAGACUCAAAGUAGUCACUGAGUGUACAAAAUGGAAUGGAGGACUUGUUGGGUUGAGUUCAUUUGGGUUUGGGGGAACAAAUGCCCAUCUGAUUCUCAUGUCAAAUGACCAAAAAGAAGAAGCAGAGAGUUUUUCAGCGGGGAUAGAGCCAAAAUUGUUUACUUUCUGUGGUCGGACAGAGGAAGGUGUACAACAUGUUCUUAAAGAAGUAAAAAAGAACCCAAAAGACCUAAAUCUCCAAGCCCUUUUGUAUGAAAAUGCUUUUGAUGACCCUAAGAUGCAACCAUAUAGAGGUUAUACAUUGCUCAGCACGAAUGAGUUACAGGAAAUACAGAUCUGCCAUAUUGAGCCACGACCAGUGUGGUAUGUAUUCCCUGGUAUGGGGACACAGUGGCAUGGUAUGGGGGAAGCACUGAUGCAAAUAGAAGUGUUCAAACAGUCCAUCAUGAGGUCACAUGGCUACUUGCAAUAUGUGGGUUUCAACCUGAUUGACCUGCUUCUAAACGGGACAGAAGAAACUUUAAAAAGCACAGUUAAUUCUUUUGUGGGAAUUGCAGCUAUACAGGUGGCACUUGUAGACACAUUGAAGCUACUUGGUAUAAAGCCCGAUGGAAUUGUUGGACAUUCUGUUGGUGAGCUUGCCUGUGGCUAUGCUGAUGACUCAAUGACUGCAGAGGAGACUGUGCUAGCAGCAUACUGGAGAGGAACAUGUAUUAUGGAGGCAAACUUAGAAGAGGGGGCCAUGGCUGCUGUUGGUUUGAACUGGACAGAGAGCCAAGAAAGAUGUCCAGAGGGGGUGGUUCCUGCCUGUCACAAUGCUCUGGAUUCAGUGACCAUUUCUGGACCCAAAACUGCAGUGACUAAGUUUGUUCAGGAGCUACAUGACCAAGGAGUGUUUGCAAGGGAGGUUCAAACAUCUGGCGUUGCUUUUCACUCCUAUUUCAUGUCAAAAGUUUCACCCAAGUUGAAAGAGGCCAUGGAAAAGGUAUUUACCCCAAAACCAAGAAGCCCUAGAUGGAUCAGUUCUUCUAUCCCAGAAACCAAAUGGAACACCUCUCUUGCACAGAUGUCAUCUGCAGACUACUACGUCAACAACCUGGUCAGUCCUGUGCUGUUUCAGGAGGCACUGCAGCAUGUCCCUAAGAAUGCUAUCAUUGUAGAGGUAGCUCCACACUGUCUGCUGCAGUCCAUCCUCAAGAGAUCACUGGACUCACAAUGCACCCUGCUUAGCCUGAUGAAGAGAGGGCAUCCAAACAAUUUAGAGUAUUUUUGGACCAAUAUAGGAAAGUUGUAUAUGAAUGGUGCAAAUCCACACCCUCUGAACAUUUACCCGCCAGUUCAUUUCCCAGUUCCCAGUGGCACCCCUAUGAUAUCUCACCUGGUGAAGUGGGACCAUUCCCAGGAUUUUGCUGUGCCAACUCAGGAUGACUUUCAGGCAAAGUCCAAGAGCAGUGGGAAAAGUGCAGACUAUGUGUAUGAGGUGGAUGUAUCUUCUGAGUCACCAGAUCAUUAUCUAGUGGAUCACAUGUUAGAUGGCAGAGUUCUUUUUCCUGCCACAGGAUACUUGGUGCUAGCUUGGAGAGCCUUGGCAAAAAUGAAAGGGCAGUUUUAUCAACAGAUACCAGUGAACUUUGAAAAUUUUGCAAUACAUCAGGCAACAGUCUUAUCAAAAGAUGCCAAGACAUCACUUGAAAUCAGAAUACUGCAGACUACAGGAGGCUUUGAAAUUUGUGAAAGUGGUAGUCUUGUAGCAAGUGGUGUGAUCCAUAGUCCUGCUGAACCAGGAUUACAAACACCUGAGGAAUGGGUGUCAGAAAAUGGGAAAGAUCCAUCCCAAGAGUGGAAACAAUUGACAUCUGAUGAUUUCUACAAAGAGCUUAGGCUCAGAGGAUAUGAUUAUGGUGCAACAUUCCGUGGCGUUUUGUCAACAAACAAUAUAGGUGAUCAUGGUCAGCUAUUGUGGAAGGACAAUUGGAUAACAUUCCUAGACCACAUGUUGCAGAUGUAUCAGUUUGGUUCAGAGAGGAGCAAUCAAGUCAAGUUGCCCACUCGAAUUCGUUCCAUUUGUAUUGAUCCAACAUUGCAUUCCCAAAGGAUGCUCAAAACUGAUGACGACAUUCAUGUAUUUGAUGUCAUGGUAAACAAGUGGGCUGAAACUUGCACAGCUGGUGGUGUUGCAUUCUUAGGAAUACAUACCACAACAGCACCAAAAAGACAACAAAAUCAGACAUCGAUUUGUGUUGAAGAAUACCAUUUUGUGCCUUAUACAGAAACACAGUUGUCACCCAUGCAGGAUGGUUCAAAGUCAAAAGAUGCUCUGUGUGAUGCCGUUUUCCAUUCAAGGACACUGAAGCCAUGCCUCAGUGUGGUGAUAGAAAAUACUGGCACCCCAACAUUGAAGGUUGUAGAAGUGUCUUCUGGAAACAGCCAGAUUUACAAAUCUUUAUUUCAGCUGAUUAAAUCACGUGCAGUUAUGCUCGACUAUACAGUUCUUGGUGAGGAAAUGGGAAAAGAGAUGCAAGAGGAGCUGGAGUCCUUGGAUGGUCAAUUUAUUAAAUGGGAUUUGUCAUCACCACUCCCAAAUGACAUACAACUUGCAAAUCUGGUUCUGGCCAAGGAUUUGUUCAGCAAAGGGAAUAACAUCAUAGCCACACUUUGCAAACUCAAAAGUUUGGUGGAAGAUGGUGGUCUCUUGCUCAUCAGUGAAAACACAGAUGGCCAACAGACACACCAGAUGACAGCUGAAAAUAACAAUAGCCAUGGGACACCCAUGAGUAAAGCAAGUUGGGAAGAAACAUUUUCAGCAGAAGGUUUGCAGAUUGUAUCCCAGAAGGAUGAUGGUAUCUCACGCAUUUCUUUCCUCUGUAGGAAGUCCACUCUGGUGGGAACUGCUACCGUUCUACACAUUGACGACAAUGUCUCAUUUGAGUGGGUGGAUCAGUUGAAGAAAGCAAUGGCUGAUCACAUAGACAAACCUAAAGAUGCAACUAUCUGGUUGGUGUCCAAAAAUGAGCCUUGCAGCGGCAUACUAGGACUUGUAAAUUGCCUGAUAAAGGAGCCUGGAGGUAACAGGAUCAGGUGCAUAUUCAAUGCCAGCGAAGAUCCUUUGCCUGAUGUGACAGUGGGUAGCCAAAUGUUCAAGAUUCUCAGACAGAAGAAUCUUUUGAUGAAUGUGUACAAAAAUGGUCAAUGGGGGUCCUUCAGACAUUUGUCUUCAAAUCAGGAUGUGCAAGAGCCUUAUGCUGAAGUGGAGCAUGCAUUUGUGAAUGUGCUGACCAGAGGUGACCUGUCCAGUUUACGUUGGAUUGAGUCUCCCCUGAAGUAUUUUGAUCCAGACCAGAACCCCAGUAGAGAGCUGUGUAGUGUGUACUAUGCUGCUCUUAACUUCAGAGACGUCAUGCUGGCCACAGGGAAACUGCCGCCUGAUGCCAUACCAGGUUUUCUUGACUCACAAGAAUGUCUGCUGGGGAUGGAGUUUUCUGGAAGAGACAACAGUGGAAGGAGAAUAAUGGGAAUGGUACCUGCUAAAGGCAUGGCUACCACAGUGGAUGCUGACAAGAGGUUCCUAUGGGAAGUUCCAGAUACAUGGACACUGGCAGAGGCUGCCUCAGUCCCAGUAGUCUAUUCUACAGUGUAUUAUGCCCUGGUGGUCAGAGGAGAGAUCAGGAAAGGAGAGAGCAUCCUCAUUCAUGCUGGUGCAGGAGGAGUUGGCCAGGCAGCUAUAUCAGUGGCCCUCCACUGUGGUUGUGAAGUGUACACAACUGUGAGUUCAGAAAAGAAGAAACAGUUCCUUAUGGAACAGUUUCCACAGCUGAAAGACAAACACUUUUCCAACUCACGAGACACAUCAUUUGAAAUGGACAUUCUAAAGGCAACCAAGGGAAAGGGUGUGGAUUUAGUUUUAAAUUCUCUGUCUGAGGAGAAACUUCAAGCCAGCAUCAGAACACUGUCAAACCAUGGAAGGUUCCUUGAAAUCGGAAAAGUUGACCUAUCAAAUGACUCUGCCCUAGGUAUGUCAGUGUUUUUAAAAGAUGUAGCAUUCCAUGGAAUUUUACUUGAUAAGUUCUUUGAAGAUGAAAGUUACAUGGAUAAAUGGCAAAUUGUGGCAGAUCAUGUGACCCAAGGUAUCCAAUCAGGAGCUGUACGUCCGCUGAAAACUAGCGUAUUUGAUAAGGAAAAGGUAGAAGAAGCUUUCAGGUUUAUGUCCCAGGGAAAACACAUAGGGAAAGUGGUGAUCAAGAUUAGAGAAGAAGAACCCGAGACAGUAACCCCACCACGCUUAUUCAAACUCCCUGCAAAAGCCAGAUCCUACUGUGACCCCAAACUUGUCUACAUCAUCACAGGAGGCUUGGGAGGGUUUGGUCUGGAGUUGACACAGUGGUUGAUUGAACGUGGAGGAAGACAUUUUCUUCUUGUGUCUCGUUCAGGGAUCAGGACUGGUUACCAGUCAAGGUGUGUCAGACAGUGGAGGGAUCUUGGAGUGGAUGUCAGGAUUUCGACAAGAAACAUUGCAACAGCAAAAGGGGUGCAGGGUCUCAUUCAGGAGGCAAUGGAGAAAGGACCUGUUGGGGGAGUCUUUCACCUAGCUAUGGUGCUGAAAGAUGCUCUUUUUACAAACCAGACAAAGGAGACCUUUAAGGAAGUAUCUGAACCCAAAGUACUGGGUUCAGUGUACUUAGACCAGUACACACGGCAGAUGUGUGCAGAUACAUUGCACUGGUUUGUUGUCUUCUCCUCUGCCUGUGGAAGUGUUCUUGGAAAUGCUGGACAGACAAACUACGGCUUUGCAAACACUGCUAUGGAGAGACUUUGUGAGAAAAGAUGCUGGGAUAAACUACCUGGUUUGGCCAUUCAGUGGGGGCCGAUAGGUGAUGUAGGAGUUGUAAUUGAUGGUAUGUUAGGAAACAAUGAUACAGUUGUAGCUGGUGGCUCUCCACAGAGGAUUGCUUCCUGCCUAACCACACUAGACCACUUACUUAACCAUAAUUUCCCAGUGAUGUCCAGCUACAUAGUAGCAAACAAGGAGAGAGCUAAAUCAUCGAAUGACACUGAGGGCAAAAAAUCUCUUUUUAAAUCUGUUGGAAACAUUCUAGGUAUAAAAAAUCUUGAAAGCCUGGACCCAGACACAACUUUACUGGAUCUUGGGCUCGAUUCUCUCAUGAGCGUAGAAGUCAGGCAGAUAAUGGGCAACCAUGAUGUUGUGGUAUCACUGGCAGACAUACCAGCAAUGACAAUUGGGAGAAUAAUGAAAUUAGACUAGAUGGAUACUUUCAUGGUUUUGAUGUUAUUCACCUACUUGAUAGGCCUUUUCUUGUACUGAUUUGAGUUUUUUUAGUUUAGGUCAAGUGAGUUAUAGUUAAGUCCCUAGUAAAUCAUAAGAAAAAAAAAUCAGCAGUUUCAAGCAUUUUUGGGCACAUGGUACCUUUUCACCUAUUUGGGAAAGGCAGAGCAGGAUCCACCUAUGUUUUGAAAAAGGGGAAGAUCUGGGUUAAAGGGUUAACCCCCUAGACCUAACUUGCACAAUGUAAAGGUCACACUAAAAAGGAUAAAGGCCAGAAUCUUAUUCCCCUUUCUCUCUCCCCCCUCCCCACCCCCAACCCAGCUCAAGCUCCCAAUCAGUCAACAGUAGGGUGUUGUGAUCACACACUAAGAAGUCAUUACGAUUAUAAAUGGUAUGUUUUCCAAAUUUUUCUUUUAUAAGUUUUGUACUCAAUUCCCAGAUAUUAUCCUUAAAUCUAACAUACUAUUAAUGAAUCAACAUUUUAGAUUAUUUUAGAAGUUUUUUUAGCAUGAGAUAUUUAUGGCAAUUUAUAGCAACAGAAAUGUUAUUUAUAAAGGUUAACAUCUUAGAAUAUCUUUCUAAAGGGUGAGGGGUUUAUAUUUAAAUAUAUUUUGAAAAAUGAUUUAUACAGGAGGUAGAGGUGCAAUUUUUAAAAAAAAUCUUAUUAAACAUAUUAAAUGUACUUGGGUCAUGUUUUACUUUUCUAGUGUUUUAGAAUGUCAUAACUGUCAUCCAAUGAUGUAUCAAAGGUUGGUUUUCACUAUGUACCACUCAAAAGGAUUAAAAUACACAAUAACUGUUUGCUUUAUAUAUACCAUGGAUGAAAUAAUCAGUUUUUUUUUUGUUUGUUUGUUUGUUUAUGUACGUACACAUGAAAACAGUAAGCCGAAAAGACAGCAACUGGAAAAGACAGGUCUAGAUGAUCUGCAUCUGCUUGUUUUAGGCCCCUAUUUCACACAGACCACGAAUCCCACGA